AUGAUUGUAUCCUAUGAUAGUCAGCGAAGAGACUCAUGCAUGCAGGUUCGGAAUCUCAUCAUUCACUUGAAGUCUGAGAAAGUAUAUUUGGAUGCUAAGUUAAAAUUUGACAACCCUGCCGAAAUGUUCGAACAUUAUCAGAAGAACAGCUUCACCAUUAAUAAUAAAGAAAUCUUCUUGACUCGUGGAGUUGGACUAACCGACUGGGAGUUUGAGCACAAAAACGUCCGAGUUGGACGCGUCAUUGGUCGUGGACAGUUUGGCGAAGUGAGGAGAGGGAAGCUUACGCUGAAAUCUGGUGCGGUUGUCUCCGUGGCCAUAAAAUCGGUUAAAACAGAUGGCGACAUAUCUAAAGAGUUAAUAAAAGAAGUGAUGAAAGAGGCUCGACUAAUGCGCGGUCUCCAGCAUCCAAAUGUUGUGAAUCUUUACGGUGUUGGGUUACUCGACCAGCCCCUAUACAUACUACUGGAAUAUGUUGCUGGUGGCGCUUUGAAGUCAUAUCUGAGAAAGAACAAAGACACAAUAACAAUUGCUGAGAAGAUACAGAUGUCAUUGGGAGCUGCAUGGGGUAUCGACUACCUGCAUAGGUCAAGCAUACUUCACCGAGAUAUUGCCGCACGCAACUGCCUUUACGACCACGACUCAGCGGUCAAGAUAUCAGAUUUCGGCUUAUCCCGAAUCGGUACGGAGUAUAAAAUGAAAACAGCGAAGAAAAUGCCGAUUAAGUGGAUGGCGCCGGAGAGCAUAGUUAGCUUCAUGUUUUCCAAGAAAUCCGAUGUCUACUCUUAUGGGGUACUGGUCUACGAAAUUUGGUCUUCGAAGGAUCCUUACGGCGACGCAAUAGCAUCUGUAGCGAGGAAAAAAAUCAUCAGCGGAGAACUCAACGAAUUUCCUAGCGGCACGCCAGAAGAUUUGGUCGCAUACGUCAAGGAGAAGUUGUGGAACAAAAAUCCAGAACAAAGAGAAGACAUGGACAAGGUCUGCGUGACUUAUAUCACCGUUGCCCUAUUCGGGAUCUCCUUCGUUCCGCAUACCUUGAGAAAUUUCUCAAUGAUCAGUCGUACCCUCACGUCAAAAGGCUACCACCUGCCACCGCUUGCUUUGCGAGGACAGCUCACCUUAGAUGUUGCCAUAAUGCCUAGUCGACGAACAUAA
Cooperia oncophora is the source of this 1155-nucleotide messenger RNA. Lineage: Eukaryota; Metazoa; Nematoda; Chromadorea; Rhabditida; Trichostrongylidae. The record is from the annotation of a GenBank genome assembly.